CUCAAAAAAAAAAAACACCCAACCAUCGAUCCAGAUCCCUUCCACCUCCUCUCUUCUCCCGAUUCACCCCUCGUCUCCCUCCCAUCCCACGCCGCCGCCGCCGCCCACCACCACCCCGGCGACCUCCCCACCGGCGAUCCCCAGCCUCUCCCUCUCCUUCUCCCCUGCAUCCGUCGCCCGCACCUUCCCUCCCAGUCCCAGAUCAACCCGCGGGUGAGCCGGCGGCCAGGACACACGCGAAGCGACGGAGGUCGCCUGCGUCUCCCCAGUCGCCCUGCCACUGCUUCCUUCCUUUUCUCUGCGGCAGGAGAAGAAAACCUUGUCGGGGUGCCCAAGCCAUGGAGCACCAUCGUCAAGUGCAGGAGAAGAAAACCCUAGACCGACCCGAGGAUUCGUCCGACAACCACCUGAGGAGGAAGCAAGCCAUGGACGGACCUCCCUUUCCUUGAAUGCUGCGCCCUCCCACCCAUCUUCCUGCAGCUGCAGGUUUUUUGUUUUCGUCACUCCUUUGUUAUAUGGAAGAAGACUUCAUGGGUUCUGGUGGCGAUGCCGACGGUCGUCGAGAGGUUCGUGGACUGGACGGUGUCAUGGCUACCGAUGUACGGAGAGGCGAAGCUGCUGCUCGUCAUCUACCUCUGGCACCCCUCAGCACACGGGGUGCGGGGCACAUGUACGAUGGCUUCCUCCAUCCGCAGGUGGCGUGGCAUGAGGCCGACAUCGACCGGGGCCUGCUUGAGCUGAGGGCGAGGGCGAGGGACGUGACGGCGGCACAACUCAAGGCAGCGGCUGCCAUCGGUCAAGUGUGGCUCGUCGAGGCUGCCCGCUGUGCUUCGUCAUAGCUGUAGGCCGCGAGAUCAGGCCGGGAAGGUGCCAUGCAUUGACGAGUGAGCCAAUUUUUGGAUCGGACCAUGACAACAUGUCUCAGUCUCUGACGUCUAGAAGUAGUGGUAAAGUUUUGAAUUUGCAUGGCAAAAACCACUUACGUAGGUAGCUGACACGCACAUCAUUGUGUUUACACUUACUUAUGUAAAAGAUAUGAAUUAUACACAAGUUGCCUCUACAAUGAGGAACUGUGAUAGUAAGAUACGGCAAUUGUGUGAUA
Aegilops tauschii subsp. strangulata is the source of this 1102-nucleotide messenger RNA. RefSeq lists its product as uncharacterized. The record is from RefSeq and is a predicted model, not a curated record. NCBI's taxonomy places the organism in Eukaryota, Viridiplantae, Streptophyta, Magnoliopsida, Poales, Poaceae.